AAACUAGGAAGUUGCUUUCCAAUAAAAAGUGGAGAUUUCAAGACAGGAGGCUUUAAGCAAGUUCGAGUGUAUCUGUAUUUGGUCUUGCCGAUUGGCUGGGCUCUCAUCUUCCCAGCUGACAUUAGCAGACUGCUGCUUUGCCCUGGUGGGCGCUCAGCCUGCGGCGGCACCCCUAGAAGAUCGCUAACAAGCUUCUUUCCACCCACCCUGUUCGGUUGUUCCCAGGUCUGACUUCAAGGCGCAAAAUGGCGGCCUCAUCUCUUGCUGUCCUGCGAGCGUCAAGGCUGUCAAUGGAGCCUGAAGAGUUGGGCGCAGUUGCUGGGGUAUCCAAAGCAGAGGCAGGUUGACCAGAUCAUUUGAGUUCCUGCCCGGAUGACCGUGACGCUGCUCCUGGAGCCCGCGGGCCGCAGCUGCUGGGACGAGCCGGUGCACAUCGCCGUGCGCGGCCUGGCCCCCGAGCAGCCGGUCACGCUGCGCGCGUCCUUGCGCGACGAGAAUGGCGCGCUCUUCCGGGCCCACGCGCGCUACCGCGCCGACGCCCGCGGGGAGCUGGACCUGGAGCGCGCGCCCGCGUUGGGCGGCAGCUUCGCGGGGUGCGAGCCCAUGGGGCCGUUCUGGGCGCUGAAGCCCGAGAAAGCUUGGGGGCGGCUGGUGAAGCCCGAAGUGCGGACGCCCUUCCCCGUGGAGCUGGAGGUGCUGGACGACCCCGAGCCCGGGCGGCUGCUGUGCCAGGCGCGGCACGAGCACGACUUCCUCCAGCCGGGCGUGCAGCGCGAGCUGGUGCGUGCGGGCCGGGUACGCGCCGCGCUCUUCCUGCCGCCAGGUAAAAGGUCCAGGAGUUGGGCUGCUUGGAAUUUCCGAAGGGGGUGAACUCUGCCUUUCCAUGGCCUCUUUCCUGAAGGGCAUCACGGCUGCUGUCAUCAUCAACAGCUCUUUGGCCAGUGCUGG
Molecule: messenger RNA, 948 nt
Organism: Saimiri boliviensis boliviensis (Bolivian squirrel monkey)
Lineage: Eukaryota; Metazoa; Chordata; Mammalia; Primates; Cebidae
Product: acyl-coenzyme A thioesterase 6
Biological process (GO): acyl-CoA metabolic process; fatty acid metabolic process
Molecular function (GO): fatty acyl-CoA hydrolase activity
Source: RefSeq, a predicted model, not a curated record